GUUCUUUCUUCGUCUUCUUCCGCCCACGGAAAGCAUGACGCUCCGGCUGUCCUUCGGUCCUGCGCGGUCGCGAGUCGCAGCGGUCGAGUCGCAGCGCAGCGGCGAUGGACCCCUUUGAAAAUGCAGCGCUGGAUCCAUGGUCCGGGAAAUCUUUAGGAGAAGUCGAGAAGCCCGAGGGCUUUGACGCCUUCUGGCAUGAGCAGGAGGCCGUCCAGCGUGGUGAGAAGGAGCCACCUCCAGACCUUUUGGCUGGAGGGGAGGAGACUGGGAAGAAGGGCAAGGGCAAGGGCAAGGGCAAAGGCGGCAAAGGACGCCGGAACUCGCGCUACAACGUGGUCGCGAGGCCUCCGCCCCGUGCGCGUCCCAGUCAUUUCGUCGCGAUCCGGCUCUUCUCGCGGAUGAUCCGUCGAAAUGUGCAGCAGAUGCAGCAGUGGUUCAUCGCCAAGAACCCCUUAUUUGAGCAGUGCCUGGUGCCGGUGAGGCGCUUGCACAGCUCCUUGCUGCUCACGGCCAUUCCGCCGGAGCGCCGCGGCGAGGCGCAGGAGGCCUGCCAUGAAGCAGGAGAAGAGAUCCGAGACUUUCUCGGGGAUCAACCGGUGAAGAUCGUCGCCAGCGGCAUCAGCUCCUUCAAUGGCCAGAUCCUCUUCACGCGGCUGCGCACCGAGCCGCACGACAUGCUGCAAGCCAUCCACGACGCGCUCUCGAGCGCCUUCAUGCGGCAUGGCUUUCCGGUGCUGGACGAGAGCGCGAAGUCGUGGCUGGAAGAGGGAGAGGAGCCGCACGACUUCAAGGCGCACGCGUCCUUCAUCAAGGUCUCGAAGGCGAUGGCCCACGCCAAAUCGGAUGCUGAUAAGCGCAAGUUCCGAUCCCUGCGUCUCGCGUCCGACGAUCUGGACGCGUGGCGCGACGUGUUCUUCGGCACGCAGAUCUGCACGGAGUUUGAGCUGCUGGACAUGAUUGGAUCGAGCCGUGAUGGCUACUAUCCGUGUUUGCAACUGGAGCACUUUCAUGACCGGACCGUCAUGGUCUCAGAGCCCAACCUCGAUGUGAGUCUCGCAGCAGGUCCCGUGCGCACGGCGAAGCUUCGGGUGGAUCAACAGGCGGGUGCUGGGCUGCAGCUCUCGGCCUGCGAGGCUGGAUACCUCGUGGAGGAGCUGGACCCUUGGCCCGGCCAGUCGGACCUCCGCGCCGGCGAUGUGAUCGUGGCCAUCGGCGAGGAGCUGCUCAUUGGCCUUUCCGAGGCCAAAGUGGAAGAGGAGUUUGGCAAACACUUUGAAAAUGGUGCCUUGACCAUCGUGGGCCCCCUGGAGCUCUUGCAACAGAUGCCCCUGGACCACGUGCGCCGCGCCGCCAACCGCUUGCUGCGCCCCUGGCGCGACGACCGCGGCAGCGUCGGCAGCGUGGGGUCGGUGCUGGUGACCUCGCCCGCGGGCGUGCCGCGGGGCAAGCGCCACCGCUUCCGCGUGACGGCGCAGGAGUUCCGGCCGGAUCCACUGAACCAACCCGGGGGUGAUCCCUGGGCGAAUGCCGCAGCGAAAGGCUAUGUCUAUCCCGAAUACACCGGUUGGGGUACCAAGUUCAAGAAGCGCAAGGCCACGGUGGUCGAUUCCUCGCGUUUCCUGUCGAAGCCCAAAGCAGUGCACGUGGACGAGCACGGCUUCUUCGAGAACAAGGAGUUGACCAAGGUGCAUCAACGGCUGCAUCAGAGUUUGCGGCGGGCCAACUCACAGGAGAAGGUGCUGAGCAUCAUCAAAGAGGAAAAAGGCCUCCUGAGCACCUCCAACCGCGUCGUUGCCCUGACUCGCCUGGCUUCCUUGGAUCGCAGCGCUGAAUGCACCAGGGAUCCGCGCGUGGAUGAGCUCUUGAAGGAUCUCUUGGAGGACUUGGAGGCCAUCGAAGAGUCUCAAGUCACUUUGCCUCCACCGACCAUGGCGAGCUUGGCACUUGGCAUGGCUCGACUGGGUUUGCGCCACCCGGAGAUCUUCCGUUGUCUGGGACAAGUGGUUCGGCGUUCUGGGCUUUGGAGCUUCGCGGACAACGAGGCCGCGUCGCUGCUGGAGGGCUUCUCGCGCGCCCGGCGCUGCGACGAGGUCCUCUUCCAGGAGGCAAGUCGGCUGAUCAUGGCACGGAUGGAUUGGAUGGAGCCCAAAGCGCUGACGACGAUGAUGACGGCCUUCGCGUGUGCGAACCUAGCCAUUGAAACGCUCUUUUUCGCCGUGGGCGACUGCGUGCUCCGGCGCAUCGAGCACGGCGAGGCCUGGAGCUUGCGGCCGCUGGCGGAGCUGGCCGACGCCUUCGCGCGCGUGCGCAUGCGGCACGCGCUGCUGCUGGACGUGGUGCCCGGCCGCUGCGAGAAGGCCAUCCCGUCGGUGGAGGCGCUGGUGCUGCUCUUCUCCGCCUACGUGGACUCGCGGCAGGGCUUCGGUCCGGCCGAGCUGCGCGACGCGUUGGCGAGGCAACUGCUGGAGCGGCAAGGAGAACUCAGUGCCACCUUGAUGCGGCGCCUGCUCCAAGCCGCCGCGCGGGCCCGUUGGCCCAGCCAUGCUUUGCUGGAGGCGGCUUCGCAGGUCGCGCUGCGAGAGCCCAGCACCUUUGAGAUCGAUGCCAUGUUCGACUGUUUCCUGCAGUUGCGGGUGGUGCCGCCCGCGGAUUUCCCCAUCAGCGCGGAGAAGAAGAAGCAGCGAGAAGAGCGACUGAAGGCGAGAGAAGAGAGGCAGAGGCGCUGGAAGGAGAAGCAAGGUGAGGGCGCUGAGGGAGAGGUGGAAGCUCUGGAGGAGGCGUCGCUGCCAGAUCAUGCGCUUCGCACUUGCCGUUUGCGUGUGGAGCGUGAUGUUGGAGCUGGCUUGGAACUGGAGGCCUGCGGCGCAGGCUACCUGGUGGUGGAUUGCUUGGCGCCCGAGCAGAGCCUCCGCUGUGGGGACAUCAUCGUGGCCAUCGAGCGUCGCGUGUUGAUCGAUCUGAGCGAAGAGGACGUGGAAGAGAACUUCGGCGCCGAGUUCUGCGAUGGAGCCGCUUUGGUGGUCGGCACCUUCGAGGAGUUGCAGCACUUCUCCCUGCGGAGCAUUCGCCGCAAGGCCUCCGACCUGGCGGGCGGACGCGCGGACGCGCCCGAAGCCAGUCCAGCCGGUCCAGCCGGGCCGGGAGCGACGGGAUGCGAAGGUGCCCGUGAGUGACGAAAACAAGCGGCGCUGGGGAGAUGGAUGAAUUUUGGGAGGGGAGACAUGCCAGAAACUUCUUUGGACAAAUGUUCUUCUCCCUCCACCAAAAAGAUGAAGCUUCCUCUGCAGGUGUUUCAGCCCAGCCCAGGUCCUCCUUCAAAGCUCUGCAGUCCCCGCGCGCCGCGCUCAGCCGCGUCGGCCGCCGACGCCGCGGCGAGCAGCACGGUGACAGAGCCGGUGGCAGAGGUGCCGAGGGCGGUGCGCGGCCGUCGAGGCAAACAUGGAGUCAGAAGCACUCUGGAGGAGAAUGAAGGGAGCAGAGAGGACGUGGAGAGGAAGAGAACAGCUGACACAAACACAGGUGACAGAGAAGGAGACAAAGAAAGGAGGAACGAGCCCAAAGGAGCAGGUUCGACUGGCUCGAUGGAGAAGAAGUCGUACUACCAAGCACCAGCCAAAGGCCAAGGCUCAGGACAGCGGGUUUGGCGGCCAAAGGUGUGAGGGAGGGAGGAAGCUCUUCAACGUGGUGAUCGCGACCAAGAGAGGUAGCCAGUGACCCAACGACUAGGACCCGGAACACCUGGGGUAGUCGAACAGUCAGGUCCUGACCCACCUCUGGUCCGGGACGUGUACAGAAGUCUGUCCUUUCACGAAGGUUUUCUUCGUGCGCUUCGUCGCCGGCCCGGAGAAGAAAAAGGAUCGAAGCCCAG
Durusdinium trenchii is the source of this 3868-nucleotide messenger RNA. NCBI's taxonomy places the organism in Eukaryota, Dinophyceae, Suessiales, Symbiodiniaceae. The record is from the annotation of a GenBank genome assembly.